Molecule: messenger RNA, 829 nt
Organism: Phytophthora infestans T30-4
Lineage: Eukaryota; Oomycota; Peronosporomycetes; Peronosporales; Peronosporaceae
Exons: 2
Coding region: 1-585 (194 amino acids)
Source: RefSeq, a predicted model, not a curated record
AUGAGCGGCUACAAAGCUCAAGAUGCUGAGGCCAAUCGAGAGUUCGACAUGCGUCUUAAGUACUUGAAUGAAUCGGCUAGGAAACAGAACUCGUGGAAACAGCACGAGCCUGCCCUACCCGUCGAUGACAUCCUGCCCGACAACCAGCUACAGGAGGCGCGCGCCUGGACCCACAAGCUUCGCCACGGCGAGAGCACCAGCAAGAGUCCCAAGCCCACUGACGCCGUCCUCUCGCCCACGCAGACAAACAAACCCAUAGUGGUCGAGACCAGCAGCAAAAAGCACCGAUUCUCGCUGCGACGCCUCUUCAAGCACGAAUACCUUCAUGGACAGGGAAGAAAUCCUGCCUUCGUGCCGCCUGUGCCCAAUCCUACGGACUUCCUUACUCGCGAGCGCCACGGCGGCGUAACAGUCAGCGGCAAACGCGUGCCCUUCACACGUGACGCUCACAAGCGCAGGAAAAAGACAUCGAAGCCCCUUCCACGCAUCAAUGAGGACCGCGCGCUCGUGCCGGUGAGCUCAUCUGUGGAGGCCUACCGUCGCCGGGCCUACUACCCGGCCAAGAACGAAAAAUUCAAGAAAUGAGGGCUGCGCCGCCCCAUCGUCAUAGCGGCGUGUCGCUCAUCAUGUUUCUGCCAGCUCAAUAAGUGUUGUUUGCAGCUAAGCAGCAGCCGAGCCGCCCUGAGACACAACACGAUGCCUCGCGCGAGCGGAGCGACAACCUGACCGCGUUUCAUCGUAGCCCGUCAUUUUUGCCCAUGAAUUAGAAUUGCGCUAUUUAUUGGUGUGGAAUUACCAAAACUUAAAUAAAAAACAUCACAUUAUCCUU